Stegastes partitus (bicolor damselfish) is the source of this 3422-nucleotide messenger RNA. RefSeq names its product claudin 12 (gene cldn12). The record is from RefSeq and is a predicted model, not a curated record. The transcript is spliced from 3 exons. The coding region runs from base 166 to 1251 and encodes 361 amino acids. Gene Ontology annotation, cellular component: plasma membrane. Lineage: Eukaryota; Metazoa; Chordata; Actinopteri; Pomacentridae.
CCCGCGGCCUCCUGCCAGCUACUGUAACCGGCCGAGCUCCGGGUCGUGUUCGAGUCUGUACCCGAGGACCGAAACAUGCUUCCAUCUUCACUGUAAACACCGCGGAACAUCUGGAAACACCAGGAAGCAGCCUCAGUUCCCAUCAAGCAGCAGCAGCAGCCAGCCAUGUCGUGCCGGGACAUCCACGCCACCAACGCUUUCUCCUUCAUCAUCGCCUUUGUGUCCGUGGGUGGGAUCGUUGUGGCGGCGGUAAUCCCACAGUGGCGCAUAACCAGACUCGUCACCUUCAAUCGCAACGCCAAGAAUAUCAGCGUGUAUGAUGGGCUGUGGGCUAAAUGUGUGAAGCAGGACGGCUAUUCGGGAUGUUACUACUAUGAUUCAGAGUGGUACUCUAAAGUGGACCAGCUGGACCUGCGGCUCUUGCAGUUCUGCCUCCCUAUCGGCCUGAUGUUCGGCUCGUUUGCGCUGCUGCUGUGCAUGGCUGGGAUGUGCAAAACCUGCUGCUGCUCAGACAAGCCCGAACCCGACAUCAAAACCAUCCGCUUCCUGGUGAACAGCGCCGGUUGUCACCUGGUGGCCGGGAUGUUCCUGUUCCUGGGCGGAGCCAUCGCCAUGGCGCCCUCCGUGUGGUUCCUGUUCCGCACCAAGGAGCUGAACAUCAGAUACGACCACAUUUUCUCCGAUGGCUUCGCCGUGUACGUGUCUAUUGGCUGCUCCGGAGGCCUGAUGCUGGCGUCGCUGCUCAUGUUCAUGUGGUACUGCAUGUGUAAGAAGCUGCCCUCGCCCUUCUGGUUGCCUCUUCCCUCCAUGUCCAACUCUCUGUCCACCCAGCCGCUAACGGCUAACGGGUUUCCUCCUUCCCCAGUUUACGGACCGCAGCCGUUCCCGCCGCAGACGUUUCCUCCCACGGUGAUCGACGCCCAGCCUUUUGUGCCCUCGCAGGGUUACGCUCAAAGUGUGGUCGCCCCGGCUCCUCCACAGGUGUACAUGUCUCAGCUUUCUGCUCCGGACGGGUACGGAUCAGAGGUUGGAGGGACGCAGGCCUACAGCUACGCCCCCUCCCAAAGCUACGCCCCCUCCCAGAGUUACGCCCCCUCCCAGAGUUACGCUCCAUCCCAGAGUUACGCUCCAUCCCAGAGUUACGCUCCCUCUCAGGGCUACGCCUCCAGCUACGCCGGCCAGCGCUACUCCACCCGCUCCCGGAUGUCAGCCAUAGAGAUCGACAUUCCCGUGCUGACCCAGUCGCAGUGAGAGAGUCCGGUAACCUCAGCACAUCGAAGGCUUCUGUCCAUGAGCCUCCGUAGAGUUCACCACUGAUAAAACUAAUAGACUGUGAUGUACGAACGUUAAUAACAUGAGAGCCAUUUGCAGGCUCCGGAGUGAUAGUUUCAGAAAUUCUUUCAGGCAGAUCAGGUCUGCAAAUUGCUGAAUAUAGAAGCUGAGAGUCUGUCAAAACUACCCUGGAGCUACUUUAUGAAGGAUAAGAUGUUCUGUUAUAUCAUGAUUACUGAAGCACAAGUGCAGACUCUGUGUUCGGCUUACUGCGGUGGAAAGGAAGGAAACUUAAUUCACAGCCAAAAAUACCGAAAGACGCCUCAACCAGCGGGCUCGUUUCACUGUUUUACCAGCAGAGCAGGACCACGACAUGGUGAUUCCUCACUCGCUGACGUGGCCGACGGACCAACUUACUAACUACAGCUACGUUUCAUAGGUGGUUUAAGCCUCUGAACUCCGAGUCCUGCACCUUUUGUGGAACCAGCACAACCAUGACGACAACGUGGGAAACUCAGAAAUGUCUCCUGUGCAGUAUGACUUAGUUAAAAUGGCAGAAAUCACAAAAAUGGACAAAAAAAAUAGAAUUUCCUUGAUCUAAUUUUACAAAAUGUUAAAAAAACAACAACUUGGAAUUAAAAUGUCAGACAUUUUCUCACAGCUAUUACAAUACUGCUAAAAAAUUCUCACUCAAAAUACUUUUUCAAAAUUUUGCUGCUUAGAUUUUUCAUUUGUUUCCAGACUUCUGCUUCUGCCUGCAGUUCAGCUGAAACGUGACUGUUUGUUAUAGUGAGUCACUAAUAGUUUCCAGGUUGCGCUGAAGAGUCCAGAAUCUGAAAAGCAAAUUAUUUUGAAUUUGUUUCUGGCCAGUUUUUAAAUAGGACAAGUCGUUUGACGACAUCUGAUCAUUUUAGACUACGUUGUGGUUCGUUUUCUCGUCUGAAAGCUGAAAAUCCAUCAAUUCUGUUUUUUUUUAACAGUUUCUGGUGCUGAUAAACGGUGUCAUAUAAAACAACAACAACAACAACACGCCUUUUAAACCUGCUGGCGGGUUUUUGCGGUUCAGAGGGUUACCGUAAAUCCACAGUCUUGACAUUCCGCUGAAGAAACACAGAUUGUCGGCACGACGACUAUUUUCUGUUACAUUUUUUGUUGCCUUCAUUUGCAAAUAACUAAACUAUGGAAGUAUUUCUGUUGUCACUACUAAACAUGAGGGCCUGCUUGUACUCACACACUGAUUAUUACGCCACUUUUUAGUCCUGUUACUCAGGCCCCGGUGUCUCUUAGAUACUGUAAAUAUAACACUAGGUUAACACUGACUUUAUAUCCUGUGAUCCUGAGUUAAAACUACUAACUAGCGAGCCGCGUUUCCAUUAUUUAUUAUUAAUGCACAUUUUAAAGUAUUGUAUGAGGAGAAAGUUAAUGGAUAAUAGAAAAAACUUUUUUUUUCUGACAGAAACACCUUCUACAGUUGCCAUAAAACAUGUCCGACACCUGACGUGACAGAAUCACAACAGCUUUCCAGAUUCCUGAGCACCUCUCUACAUUUUCUCUCUCUCAGAUCAGAUUUCAGAGGUUCGCUUCGAUAAACGGUUAAAUGGAAUCACGGCUACUGACUCACCUGUUUGUACUGUCUGUCGUUGAAUUGUUAAUAGUGUCGCGGUGCCCUGUGAAGAGCAGCUGUUAUAUAUAUUUUUAAUGCACUAAUUUGCGUGAACGCGGUGCCAGUUUACAUUGCCUUUGCUCUCUAAUUGUAUCGAGUGUUUGUUUUGUUUUUUCUAUUGCGUCUAACACAUUAAUCAUUUACUGUAACAAACACUUUAAUGUCACGGAUGACGUUCGCUGUUAAAUCUGGUGUACAAAAGUGAUUUUGAUGUAGAAUUUUGUUAUAAUUGUGGCUUCUUGUCCGCUGAUCGAGCAGAUAAAACGUCUGCAGUGUUUCGUUUGCUAACUUCGCUGGAAAUGUGACGCAAUGUGAAGUUUCAGCCAAAUUCAGAUUGUUGCCUUUAUCUGUUUUUUUUUUUUUGCAUUUCCAGCCCUGAUCAGCGUUUUUAUGUUAUUAUGAGAUCAACGAAAUAGUCAAAGGAACAUGUUUUUUUUUUUUUACACUGUUACCUUUUUGUUUUCAAUAAAACAUAAUCACAAAAUAA